GGCGUAACUACAUUUCAGUCAACAAUAGGCCGCAAGAACACACGGAGCAAGUGCUUCCAGCUAAAGCUUGUCAAUGGGAGUGGCAACAACAAGAGCAGACAAGAUGAUCAGGCUUGAGGAACUGCAGGAUGACGACACACCUCCAAGCAAGCCACCUGCACAGCCAGCGGACUUUGAGACAGCUAUCGAUGCGGCUGGCUUUGGCAUGUUUAACAUUUUGCUCCUCCUGGUGGCUGUGGCCGCGGCAAUGGGCACAGUCUAUGAAACGUCUACCAUGUCGUAUAUACUGCCAAGCGCUGAGUGUGACCUACAUUUGACCCUAAUAGAUAAGGGUGUACUAAAUGCGAUCACCUAUGCGGGCAUGAUAUCGUCCGCCAUUCUGUGGGGCUAUGUGGCCGAUACGAAGGGACGGAAGAAGCUGCUGGUCUACGGAUAUUUGGCAGAUACGGUUUGUGUGCUGGGCGGCGCUCUUAGCCAGAACGUAGUGCAGCUCAUGAUCUUUAAGUAUUUGGGCGGCUUCACUAUGAGCGGACCGUUUGCCGUCCUGAUGACAUAUUUAACGGAGCUGCAUGGACGCCAGUAUCGACAGCGUAUCAUGAUGAUGGUUGGCAUUAUGUUCAGCGUGGGCACGCUCAGCUUGCCCGGCCUGGCCAUGGGCAUAUUGCCCCAACCCUGGGACAUACAAAUUUUGGGACUCUCAUUGCAUGCCUGGCAGGUUUUUGUAGCCAUCAGCGCUGUGCCCAGCAUCUUGAGCUGUGCUUUCUUUCCCUUCUUUCCGGAGAGCCCAAAGUUUCUAAUGUCGCGCGGACGCAACAAGGAGGCGCUGGAGGCGUUCAGGUUCAUCUAUGCCUUGAACAAACGUCAGCCACGCUCGGCAUAUCCAAUCAAAGAACUUGCCAAUGAGCAGUCUCCAAAAUCCGAUGCACAACAGCUGGAGCAGACUGUUGACACUGCCAAUGGCAAGACGGCUGUGGACAAGGCACAGCCCAAGGAUGCGGAUGUCGAGCUGGCCAGCAAGCCAAAAAGUUCUCUGCACUUGGGUCUGCUCCAGCUGCGACCGCUCUUCGUCAAACCCUACUUGGGACUAUCGCUUUUGGUAUACCUGCUCAACUUUUGCGUUCUUUUGGGGCAGAACACGAUGCGUCUUUGGCUGCCGCAGCUGUUCGCUUCCAUCAAGGAGUACGAGCAACUGGCCAGCAGCCAGGCGCAUAGCGAAAGCACUAGCAUCUGCAACAUAGUCGACUACAGCGUGAAUCGCACGCAAAGACAACUGGAAGCGGCUGCCUUGGGCGAUCCCAUGGCCGAGUGCACGGUGAAUGUGAGCGCCGCCAGCUACACCAACAACUUGAUUGUGGCCUCCGCCGGCCUGGUCUCCUAUGCGCUGGCCGGUGUCCUGGUCAAUCUGGUGGGCGUCAAGCGGAUUAUGUGUAUGUGUCUGUUUGCCGCCGGCUCCUGUGCCCUGGGUAUGUACUGGUCGAGCUCAUCUACGACGACCGUGGCGCUGGCCUCCGUAUUUGUUUCCGUGGGCAGUAUAUCGGGCACAUCACUCAUCAGCGCCUCGCUCAGCAUGUUCCCCACCGCGCUCCGCACGAUGAUCGUCUCGCUGAGCAUGAUGGUCGGCCGCAUGGGCUCUUUGGUGGGCAAUAUCUUCUUUCCGGCACUCAUGACCACCGGCUGCCUGCCCCCGUUCCUCAUGGUUAGCUGCUUUAUGUUCACUGGCUGCCUGUUGGCCUCAUUUCUACCCGUAAAAAACAAAGCUGCACUGAAGUAGCUCAAUUUCCAUAUUCAUGAAUCCAUUUACCCCCAAUCAACUUUUCACAGAUUGCUUUAUAUAUAGCCGCUAGCUUUAGAUAGACUUAAGUUUUUUUUUGUUUUU
Messenger RNA from Drosophila hydei, 1876 nucleotides. Its product is annotated as synaptic vesicle glycoprotein 2B. Gene Ontology annotation, molecular function: transmembrane transporter activity. The record is from RefSeq and is a predicted model, not a curated record. Gene Ontology annotation, biological process: transmembrane transport. The transcript is spliced from 8 exons. Lineage: Eukaryota; Metazoa; Arthropoda; Insecta; Diptera; Drosophilidae. The coding region runs from base 74 to 1771 and encodes 565 amino acids.